This is a messenger RNA of Chaetomium strumarium, 1098 nucleotides long. RefSeq lists its product as uncharacterized. Lineage: Eukaryota; Fungi; Ascomycota; Sordariomycetes; Sordariales; Chaetomiaceae. The transcript has 3 exons. The annotation marks the transcript as partial. The record is from RefSeq and is a predicted model, not a curated record.
UGAAGAACCACCCUGUGAACGACACCAACAGACCGCCGACGACGUUUGAAAUUUGACCGGCAACCGGGCGGUUAGGGUAAGAGCUAUAGACGGGGAGUAUCAAGUCUUAUGAGCUGGCGGGUAUGAUGAGCCAGCAUUCCCAGGGGGAUAAAUCGACCGGUGACAAUCAGCAUCCAAAAGAAGAUGCGCCUCGCGGCCCUUUUGUCGUGCUCGGACGCAGCGCGCUUGUCACAUCGUCACUGCCCAACCCAGCAAGCACCGCCUUCCCACGCUAUCUCGAAGGCCGGGAGGCCAUCACAGCGCUGUCUACGUGCGGUUUCCGUGACGGUGACCCGGCAAAGUCGUGGGUGGCGCCCGACGGGUUCAACUGCCGCGUUGACACGCUUCACGGCAUCUGGGGGUUUUCCCAACAACCGUCAUCGCCGCCACCGACUGCGGCCUGGGCGGCUUCUGCUUCGACGCUGGCCCGUGUCGGACAGGCUGCGCCCCGAGGCGGACAACAACUCAACGCCGUCUUUUGUUCGACCGCGUCCCUCAUCUUCGGACCCGACCAAACCUACGACUAUGUCGACUGUGCCCGCAGCGCCGGCCGAGCAACCUAUCUUGUCGUGCCCAUCGCUGUACCGGCCACGACGACACCAUCAUCAAGACCGUCAGCCAGCCCCUCCUCGCUGAGCCUGCCAACUUCGACCACAACGCCCUCUCCGAUGUCAAGCCCAUCCGGGUUGAACUACAAGAGUACCGAAAACGGUAGCGACAGCGGUUUCGAGGACUCUAAUAGCAGCCCCAGCAGCGGCGGCAGAGAAAACGCCGGUAACACGGGGGCGAUCAUCGGCGGCGCCAUAGGUGGUCUGGCACUAGUGGUAGGAUGCAUCAUUGCCGUCGUCUACCUGCUGCGGAACAACCUCGCUCGUCGACGGGAAGCAGGUGCCGCUGAAGCAUCCACCCUGGAAGACAAGUGUCCAUCGGCAGGCCGGUGGGACCAAGAGGUGUGGGCGAAGAUGCAGUAUGAACAAAGCGGCCGAUGGGAGCUGCCUGUCUACGACCACCAUGGCGAGCCACCAGUGCUACCACCGGCCGAGUUGCCUGCGCAACAAG